AUGGUACAAGGUGGCAAGUUCAAAAUCAAACGAGCAUAUCAAUCCAUGAUGCCUCAACUGCCUAAGGUUCCAUGGAAGAAUAUAAUAUUGCAUAAGCAAGUGCACCCGAGGUUCAAAUUCAUAUUAUUGUUUGCAGUGCAACAAAGGUUGGCAACAGUAGUGAGGCUUCAGAAAAUAGGAAUUCAAGUUCCAAUGAACUACAUAUUUUGUAAUGGAGAUACAAAAACUUUUGACCACCUAUUCUUCAGAUGCCCAUACAGUAACCAGGUGUGGAGAAGAAUGUUAAGUUGGCUGCAACUUAGAAGAAGCAUUGGCACAUGGCAGCAGGAGCUUGAUUGGAUGAGCAAAGUAGCUAAGAAGAAGGGAGCUUAUGCUGAAACCAUUUACAACACAUUUGCGAUGGUUGUCUACAACAUAUGA
Capsicum annuum is the source of this 420-nucleotide messenger RNA. RefSeq lists its product as uncharacterized. Lineage: Eukaryota; Viridiplantae; Streptophyta; Magnoliopsida; Solanales; Solanaceae. Bases 1 to 420 code for a protein of 139 amino acids. The record is from RefSeq and is a predicted model, not a curated record. The transcript has a single exon.